CAGUGUGUGUCUGACUUCUGACCGAGAAGUGUGUGAAUUCUACCCACUCCAUUAUAUUUCAAAAAUAUUAUCUUAAUUUUAAUAAAAAAUGAAGCUAUUACCCGUAUUAGCCAUUUGCGGUUUAGUUUUAGUGUCUGUAGUAGAAAGCAAGGACCUUAUAGUGGGUACAAAUCUCAGUAAUAGACUUAUUUGGCAGCACAAGGUUGAAUAUAAUUCCAUUCCACUCAAGAAAAGGGUAAAAGAAGAAUUCUUCUCUGAUCCUGGACAACAAAUUAUAAAGGGUAUAAUAGCAAGGGAUUUGGACCAUACUGACUCCUCCGCCACCAUCACGGCAGGGGGUGUGGGGUAUUCCUACGUCAACUUGAGAUUCAAGAGUGAACGGGGAUCCGGGUUGAACUAUCAAGUGGAGGUUUACGCUUGACGAUAAUAAUUAAAAAAGAAAUAUUGUAACGUGUACUUGAUGGUAAACAAAACAAUUAUAAAUAAUAAAAUCUUGUUAAAAUGUUAUUUGGAGUUUUUAGGAUGAAUAUGACUUUAAACUGUUAUUUCAUUCAUAAUUUGAAAUUAAAAACCUUACAAGUAAUGCACAACAAAUCUUUUGUUACAAUUCUAUGGUAAUAUA
Messenger RNA from Amyelois transitella, 622 nucleotides. Its product is annotated as probable salivary secreted peptide. Bases 89 to 421 code for a protein of 110 amino acids. The record is from RefSeq and is a predicted model, not a curated record. Lineage: Eukaryota; Metazoa; Arthropoda; Insecta; Lepidoptera; Pyralidae. The transcript is spliced from 2 exons.